Dictyostelium purpureum is the source of this 465-nucleotide messenger RNA. RefSeq lists its product as uncharacterized. The coding region runs from base 1 to 465 and encodes 154 amino acids. The record is from RefSeq and is a predicted model, not a curated record. The transcript has a single exon. NCBI's taxonomy places the organism in Eukaryota, Evosea, Eumycetozoa, Dictyosteliales, Dictyosteliaceae.
AUGAGUACUGUUUGUAAAUUACCUGGAUGUGGGAAAAAUGUUUACCCGGGACAUGAAUUUUGUUCACGUUCCCAUGGUUUAAUGUUUACAUCAAAUAAACCAAUAGUUAAUAGUCCGCAAACACCUGUUUCUAGUAACUCCAACACUACCACAACAUGUAAAUUAUCUGGAUGUAAUAAAGUUGUUUAUUCUAGUUAUGAAUUUUGUGGAAGAGAUCAUGGCAGACAAUUUAAUUCAAAUAAUGCUCAAAAUGGUGCAUCACCAAACCAUAACUCUUCGAAUCAAACGCAAGCCACUAAUAAUUCGAAUACUACUCCAAUUUGUAAAUUAUCUGGUUGUAAUAAAGCUGCAUAUCCUGGUUAUGAAUUUUGUUGUAGAGAUCAUGGCAGACAAUUUAAUUCAAAUAAUGCUCAAAAUGGUGCAUCACCACACCAUAACUCUUUCGAAUCACACACAAGCCGCUAG